GCUGCAGGCGAUCGUGGCCGGCCGACACCCCAACCAGCAGCCCACGGCCAUCGUAGUGCAGCCCGGAGCCAGCCCAGGCGUCGCCACGGUGCUGCUCAAGGACGCGCGCGCCCAGCGCGAGGAGAACAUGAAGCAGCUGCUCGACGUCGCCAACAACCUCACUCUGCAGGAGCUGCACGACUUCGAGAUGAGGUACGGGUCGCCGCACCACAGCCGGUCGCAGAGCGUGAAGGCGGCGGGCAGCAGCCGGCCCACGUACCUGAGCCUGCCGCAGCAGCGGUCGCGCGUCGCCUCGAUGCCCAACACGGGCGUCGAGGAGGAGUACUACCGCCUGCGCCACUUCAGCAUCACCGGCAAGGGCGUCGUCAACCGCGGCGACUCGCUCAAGAGCCGCCGCUCGCGCUCCAACAACAGCGUCACCUCCAGCAACUCCAGCCACAGCACGGAGCACCUGACGGCGCAGCACUGCGGCUCCGCGCGCACCAGCGCCACGGCGUCGCUGGCGUCGAGCCGCGAGUCGAGCGCGGCGUCGCCUCCCGCCCCGCUGCGCGUCGUCAUGCUGGGCGCCGCCGGCGUCGGCAAGUCGUCGCUCGUGUCGCAGUUCAUGACCUCCGAGUACCUGCACGCCUACGACACCUCGCUCGAUGAUGAGUACGGAGAGAAGUCCGUCAGUGUGCUACUGGACGGCGAGGAGUCGGAACUGACGUUCAUCGACCACCCCUGCUCUGAAAUGUCGCCGGAGAACUGCGUCACGACGUACGACCCGCACGCGUUCUGCGUCGUCUACUCGACGGCGGAUCGCGGAAGCCUCCGGGUGGCCGAGGAAGUGCUGCAGUGCCUCUGGAAGAGCGACUCCAUCAGCACCAAGGCUGUCAUCCUGGUCGCCAACAAGACGGACCUCGUGCGCAGCAGGACCGUCACCACCGACGAGGGGAAGAGCAUGGCGACAUCGUACGACUGCAAGUUCAUCGAGACGUCGGUGGCCAUCAACCACAACGUGGACGAGCUGCUCGUGGGACUUUUGACGCAGAUACGGCUGAAGCGCGAAAACCCGGAGCGCGCCAGGGACCUCCUGCGCAAAAGGUCGAGCCGGAGGAGUCCGGCAGGCGGCAGCACCGGCGGCGGCGGAGCGGUGUCGUGCGGUACUAACAAGCCCUACCGCGGCGCGCGCACCUCCACCUCGCUUAAGGUGAAAGGCCUGCUAGGCCGCGUGUGGGCGAGGGACUCCAAGAGCAAGAGCUGCGAGAACCUGCACGUGCUCUGAGCGCCCACCGCGCCACCUCCUCGCGUAAAAGACAACAGUACAACACGCCGACAAGCUACGCUCUGAUUAAAACUACUUGUUAUUUGACCUUGAUCACUUGACACUACAACGCAGCGCUGCUUCUCGACUCAAACGACAGAGCGCGCUUUUCGCUCGCUGCGGUCGGUGACAGUCAAAUGGGCAGCAGCAAGUAUCCCGUAACUGGUUAUGUGUGCACACUACGCUGUUCGCAAACUGCAAGUGAAAUGGCGCUUUACUGCGGCACGUUGGUAACACCAAACAAUCUGUGAGUGACUUUUCGAAGGACUAAAUUCGAAGAUGUAAAUUGUCAACUGACAAGUAAAUUUUAAUCAGACUACCGUGACAGGACUCCCUGCUGCAGCCAAGGAAAAGAUAAAGUGCGAGUAACAACUACUCUCAGGACAAUCAGAGAAGCCGAACUCCCCCUCCACUUCCAAUCCCUUUGUUACUUCAUGACAAUGGUUCCAUACUCUUUGGAAAAUACAAAAUGUUAACAGCUUAUUCAAGAAAACUAAAACUUCGAAGAAUCGCCCAUUGUCGACAAAGCCAUGCCCUACUGGAGCAAUAUCUCCAUUGCAUUAUUAAGCGGCCACAUUAAACUUCCAGAUUGCAAGUUGAAACUUGAAAUUAAAUGUUCUAUCGGCAACAGAGAAACAUAAGCUACUGCCUCCUUUGGGCCACCUCCAUAGCAUCCGUGACGAGUUUACAAGAUCAGAAGACCUCCAACUCUCCACUGUGUUAUGGCAAAUCUACAUGUUAUUCUGCAAAAGUAGCACUUGCCGAAAAAUGUGAGGUUGAUAGAAAGGAUGGGUCACCAAGUGUUGUUUGGUGAACUAUAAGAAAGAAUAUGAGCAAAGGCGUAGGAUACAUGUGGGUUAAGCAUCGUGUUAUAUCGAAAUUGUAAAACCUUCUGAAAUUUUGCUUUCUCUUUUGCUUCCUCUGAAGUUACCAAUCCUCAUUUUUUUUAUUGUUUAUGAAAUGUAUGACCCUAAAGGGACUAUUUACCUCACUGUAGAAGACACCUGCAGGGAAGUUUUGCUUCAGGAAUGACUGCCACAAUGCUGUAUCUGCAGACAGUAAUUGAAACAGUGCAGCAGGGAUUCAGAUCACUGCACGAUGUGUUUCCAUGACUCAAGUUUACCUGUACAGUUAAGUAAAAACGGAAACCAUUCCCGUUUUAGUAACUGAACGUCAGGAAAAUAUUCUUUGUCAAGUUUUGGAUAGUUUAUAUAUGCUAUUAAUUUAAUAAAAUAUUUGUAAGGUUUUCUUAAUUUGUAGCUUUAAUACAUACUUUUGUACUCCAUUGCAGUUGAACUAUUUAUACUGUUAUUAUUUUUAUACCGUUUUGUACUUAUUAAUCUCUUAUUUUUAUAUUUACUAUCUGUGUGUUAUUUGUAAGAUCGUACAUGUAGAAGUAUAUAGUAUGAUGACUAGGACUUUAUGCUGUUUUUUUAUAAACCAACCAAUUAAGAUAGAACAUAAAGUUCCAUAUCAGCAGAGGAUAUUUGGAAGCUCAACAAAUACUCCAUUUCGGAUUCCCCAAAUGAAAUGUCAAAAAUUUCAAAAUUACUAAGAUCACUCUUAAUGGUAAUAUCAGCAUGUGAGGGAGGAACUGAAGUUUACCAACUCUGGAUCCUUUCCUCCACUUUUAUAUAGUGCUCCACUUAUUUGCAAUGUAAUGAAAUUCCAAUCAUUUUAUUUAUUUUAAUUUGUUGUAUUAAUUACAACCAAAAUCUUUUUGUACUCUCUUCAUUGAUCUGUCCAA
Molecule: messenger RNA, 3050 nt
Organism: Schistocerca nitens (vagrant locust)
Lineage: Eukaryota; Metazoa; Arthropoda; Insecta; Orthoptera; Acrididae
Product: GTP-binding protein Rit2-like
Exons: 6
Coding region: 128-1264 (378 amino acids)
Cellular component (GO): plasma membrane
Molecular function (GO): GTPase activity; GTP binding; calcium channel regulator activity
Source: RefSeq, a predicted model, not a curated record